Messenger RNA from Octopus bimaculoides (California two-spot octopus), 3722 nucleotides. RefSeq names its product striatin-3. Gene Ontology annotation, molecular function: protein binding. The record is from RefSeq and is a predicted model, not a curated record. NCBI's taxonomy places the organism in Eukaryota, Metazoa, Mollusca, Cephalopoda, Octopoda, Octopodidae.
ACACACAAUCACAUCGAGACACACAGUAAUACACGUAAUACAUGUGUACACAGACAGAGAGGGGGAGACAACUACAGUCAUAAGUACACAUCGUUAUAUAUAACGACGGAAAUACAUGCACACUAACAUACUUAAACACACACUGGUAGAAAGGGGGAGACAACCACAGUCACGGCACAACCUCUGUAACAACGAAAACGCGCACACAUGAAUUAACAUAGGAACGCACUCAUACACAGACAGGAAGAGAGAAAGGUAGAGAGUAUAAGCGAGAGAGGGAGAGAGAGGGAAACAUGCUCAAUCGUACAACUUUAUAACGUACAUACACUUUUACAGUAAAAGAACUAUAUAACAAAAACAACACACAAAUACUCCAUUUACUCUCACACACACAUACACAGCGAGAGAGUGACGUCAUUGCAAGUAAAGCCGCCGAGUAAGUAGCAGGAAGGAAAGGAAAGGAAAGCCAGUGUAAUGGCGGCGGUCAUGGUAAGAUGAUUGAAGACGGCCCCGGAUCACAACACGGAGGAGGCAGUAGUAGUAGUAUUGGUGGUGGUGGUGGUGGCCAGGUAGUAGGAGGUGGUAGUAUCAGCAGCAGCAACAACAACAACAACAACGGCGCUAGUCCAGUCAUCUUUUCCGCCGUCAACAACAGUAAUAGUGUUGGUAGUAGUUGUGGUGGUUGUAGUGGUGUUGUUGGUGGACUUGGUGCUGCUGGAAUGGUUACCAAACAACAAGCCGAUGAAUCGAGCCAAAGGCCUCAGUAUUCUAUGCCGGGAAUUUUACAUUUCUUACAAACGGAAUGGGCAAGAUUCGAGAUGGAACGGUCGCAAUGGGAGGUGGAGAGAGCAGAACUUCAAGCCCGGAUAGCAUUUUUACAAGGGGAACGAAAAGGUCAAGAAAAUUUGAAACAAGACUUAGUACGAAGAAUAAAAAUGUUAGAAUUUGCAUUGAAGUCAGAAAGGGCCAAAUACCAUAAAUUAAAGUAUGGAACUGAUCUCAACCAAGAUGAACUAAAACCACCAGCAUUUGAUAAGAAAAAUGAAGAUGAUCAGUUAGGUGACGGUGAAUCUCUCACUUCCAAUAACACAGCUUGGCGACAAGGCAGACAACUUCUACGACAAUACUUACAUGAGAUUGGUUACACCGAUACCAUAAUUGACGUCAGGUCAGCAAAGGUGCGCUCCUUACUGGGACUUCAACCUCACAACUCCGAAACUGAUUGUACCCAAGCAGCACUGAUCAAUGGAGAACAACCAAAUAAACCAAGACCUGUUGAUGAAGAACCCCAGACAAAAAGGCCACCAUCCAAAGUAAGGUCAUCUGCCUCCCUUGUAGAGAAUUCACUUUUAGAAAGUGAAGUGUCUGUGUUAGCCACACUUGACUUCCUGUCUACAGAUAAUGUUGUGGAAAUUGAAGACGACAAUUUAAGUGAUGAGAAUGAAGAUGGCAUUUCUGCUGAUGAUGAAUCUGAAGAAAGAGCAGAAAAACAGAGGAAGUUUAAGAGCAUUGGAAAUGAGAGCAUGGCUGGCAUGGAAGAUGUAUUAGCAAACCCAGAAACUGAAGAAGCACUUGCAGAGUUUGAUUUUUUAGUGUCUGAGAGCGGUGAAGGUGCUGGCGAAGCUCGCAGCCAAGGAGAUGGCACAGAAUGGGAGAAGAAAGACCUGUCACCUACGGAGGAUUGGGCCGUCGAUCAGCAGCUUAUAUCCAAGUUGAAGGAGCAGUAUAAGAAAGAGUGCAAGGGCAAAAAGGGAAGUCAAAGUCCGAAACGCGGCACACUGAAGGCUAUGAUGUCAGCAUAUAACAGUUGUGAAGCAAUGCUCGAAAAUUUGAGCAGUGGUAGCAGUAGUGAUGGUGAUAGCAUGGACGAUGGUGGCGAGGAUGACAGUGGUGUCGGCAUUGGCGGUGCCGUUGCUGGUGGAUACAGCAGCUUCACUUCUAUUGCCAGUGACAAAGCCAUUGUUUUCACUCUGUCGUCUUCCGCCGGCUCUGCUUCUCCGAAGGGUUACAGGUCGCCACCUUCUUCUUCUGCUUCCUCCUCUUCCUCCUCCUCUUCUUACCGGACCCCACCUUUGGGUAGUCACUUGCCCGAACACUUUGAUGACAAUGGUGUUCAAGGAAGUGGCUCCAUAUCUUUUCCAGCACCUUCCAAAAGACCCAUGAUUGGAGUUCCAGGAGCAGAGAAUGAAGCCCUUGAGGCAGCACUAGGCCUUGGAGAGUUAGCAGGACUAACGGUAGCCAACGAAGCAGACCCACAAGCUUAUGAUAUAUCAGCUCCGAAAGAGGUUUUUCGAAAAACCUGGAAUGCCAAAUAUACAUUGCGAAGCCAUUUUGAUGGAGUUAGGUCAUUAGCAUUCCAUCCCAUAGACCCUGUAUUAAUAACAGCAUCAGAGGAUCACACUUUGAAAUUAUGGAAUCUUCAGAAAACAGUUCCAGCCAAAAAGACCGCUUCAGUGGAUGUUGAACCAGUGUAUACAUUUCGAGCCCAUGAAGGUCCUGUGUUAUGCCUUGCUGUUAGCCCUACUGGAGAACAAUGUUACAGUGGUGGUGUGGAUAACACUAUCCGCUGUUGGAAUAUCCCAAUCUCUAGUAUUGACCCCUAUGAUUCUUUUGAUUGCUCAGUUCUGCAAGAAACUUUAGUUGGUCACACAGAUGCUGUAUGGGGCUUGUCAAUACACAGUUCCAGGUCACAGCUGUUGUCUUGCUCUGCAGAUGGCUCAGUUAGAUUGUGGAGCCCUGGCAGUAAAGACCCUUUACUGUCAGUGUUUAAAGUUGACACCGAUGAUGGGGUUCCUACAUCUGUUGACUAUGUAUGCUGUGAUCCAAGUCAAAUGGUCACCUCCUAUACAUCAUCUCAUACAUACAUUUUUGAUAUAGAGACAAAGAAACAAAUUCUAAAACUUGACACUAAGCAAAAUUCAGAUCCUAGUUUAAACAAUCAGAUCAACAGAGUUAUCAACCAUCCUACAUUACCUGUAACUAUUACUGCUCAUGAAGAUAGGCAUAUUAGGUUUUUUGACAACCACACAGGAAAAAUGGUUCAUUCGAUGGUUGCCCAUUUAGAUCCCGUGACUAGCCUGGCUGUUGACCCCAGUGGCUUGUAUCUCUUAUCAGGGAGUCACGACUGUUCGAUCCGACUGUGGAAUUUAGAUAGUAAAACUUGUGUGCAGGAGAUCACGUCUCAUCGUAAGAAGUUUGACGAGUCGAUACAUGAUGUAGCCUUUCACCCCUCUAAACCUUACAUUGCUAGUGCCGGCGCAGAUGCUGUUGCCAAGGUGUUUGUAUGAGAUGUGGUGUAGGGGGAGGGACGAAUGGACGGUGUGGUUGGUGGCAAGGGGUGCGGGUAGGUGGUGGGGUGGGUGUGGGCACGGGGAGUUCACUUUCAUUCUUCUUCUUCUUCUUCUUCCUCCUUCGUCUUCUUCCGUCUUCUUCCUCCUUCGUCUUCUUCUUUUUCCAGCAUCUUCAUCUUCCUCUUCAUCAUCUCGCACGUGGGAUAUUCCAUUUGCAGCGGGGGGUGGGGCAGUGUUCUCGGUGUUGACAGAGGGAGUGGAGGAGCUCUGGAGUGGGAGGGAGGGGGUGUUUGUUGCAUUACAGAGCGUGGUGGGAAUGCUGACGGAGGGAGAGUGGUGGUCGUAAUGUUAGUGGUGAUGAUGAUGAUGAAGAUAAUAGCAUUGGUGUUGAUAAUGGUAAGGUGCACUGGCACCAGUUAAUCUCUCUGUCUC